AGCAGAGCUAAAAUGCUUUUGUUUACACAAAUUUUUUAUUUUAUUGCCUUUCUCUCUUUAUUUCUCAAUAAACCAAUUUAUGGAUUGCUUACAAAUUGCUUGAAUGGGGCUCCUUGUGAUUGCGAUCCUGACGUUAUUGACUAUUGGGAAGAUUUAGAAUUUACAACUCCUUCGGAGCUUCUAACAACCACAAUGCUUAUUGAAACCACAGAAAAAUUAAUCACAACAAUGGGUAAUACAACGACAACAGCCUUACCUCCCACAACGGAAAUGUUAGAGACUACUGUAAAAGAAGAGACGACAACAGAAAGUGCUGUUAGCACCACUACAGAAAAUGUAGAAACAACGAAAGCUCCAACAACUCCAACACAACCAGAAACAACCGAAUUAGCUUCAACAAGUACUUUAACUACAACGGAAUCUUUGCCUACCACAAACAUUACAAUUCCAUCAACAAUUGAAUCCACAACUAUCGUCACAACAUUACCAACAACUGCAGAAUCUACAACUUUAUUAACGACAGAAAAUAUUCAAACGACAACUGUAGAGGUAACAACAACCACACAACCGACGACAGUUGAACCGACAACGGCUAGUACAAGCACGAUAAUGCCCACAACUACGAUGCCUUGCGUUCCUUGUACUGUUGGGCAGUCAUUAGUGUUAUACGACAAAAAUAUUUUGAAUAGUAAUCAAAGCAUUAAUAAUGUACCAGCAUAUAGAUGUGAUAAUUGCAAUCAAAGCACAAUUUCGGAGGUUUGCUAUAAUCCGCGUAAUAUAAGCGUUAUAAGAGUACGAUGUACUGACUCUACGCUUUUCUGUGUUUGUGCUUCUAAUCAAAAAGCUUGUUAUACAGUAACGGAGAAGGCACCACUAUAUGAAGCUGAUUAUUUAAUUUAUGCAAACUCAAGUUAUUCAUUUUUGGCUCUCAAUACUGGAGCAAGUGAGAUCAGCAAUGGAAAGAAAACUUACGAGUUUUCAGUGAGCAUGACUUUCAUACCCAAUGACAAAACUUUUUUGAAUGCUCCGUUUCUUUCGGGUAAUAUUACUUAG
This is a messenger RNA of Meloidogyne enterolobii, 1053 nucleotides long. Lineage: Eukaryota; Metazoa; Nematoda; Chromadorea; Rhabditida; Meloidogynidae. The record is from the annotation of a GenBank genome assembly.